Endocarpon pusillum Z07020 is the source of this 1323-nucleotide messenger RNA. RefSeq lists its product as uncharacterized. Lineage: Eukaryota; Fungi; Ascomycota; Eurotiomycetes; Verrucariales; Verrucariaceae. The transcript is spliced from 3 exons. Bases 1 to 1323 code for a protein of 440 amino acids. Gene Ontology annotation, molecular function: hydrolase activity. The record is from RefSeq and is a predicted model, not a curated record.
AUGAUUCUCGGACCGAUCAGUCUGAUCGACUGCGCCGUCUUCGUCUUCUUCCUCAUUCCCCAAGUUCUAUACCAAGCCGGACUCGGGCUGACACUCCUCACGGUGAUCAAAGUCUUGCCAUUCCUCAUCCUCCAGCUACCGUACCAGUUCAUCCAAGAGCACUACUUCAUGGGAAGAGACGAGCAGUCCCCGUUCGUGCAGCGCGCCACCGUCUUCCAGGACAUCGUGAUCCGCUGUGUCCGGUACGCAUUUGCGCACAUGCCCGCCAAGAUCGGCCGGGUUUUCUUCUCCAAACAGGUGGCGUACCCUUUUUUCCGCUUUCGCUUGUUGAGGCAUGGGUAUCGGUCCUCGCCUGUCAGCGUGGAGGAGGUGCAUAAGAACGGCAUCCGGGGUCUCUGGAUUGCGGGUAGUGAGUCGGCGGAGAAGCCGGAUGUGGUGGUUUAUUACUGUCAUGGUGGCGGUUUCUCAAUGGGCUCCGCGUACUUCUAUCUCGAGUUUCUGAUUGCGUGGAUGACUCGACUGAGGGAGCGCGGGUUCAAGAACCCGGCCGUCUUCGCUCUCGAAUACACCCUCGUGCCCGACGCCGUCUGGCCCCAACAAUUCGUCGAGACCUACGCUGGCUACAAGCUCCUGAUGGAUUACAUGGGCGACGCGUCCCGGAUCUGCGUGAGCGGCGAUUCUGCCGGUGCCACCCUCAUCCUCAGCCGACUCCUCCAUCACGGCAGCUAUGAUGAAGAGCCCGUCGUCUACAAAACCCGCAAGCCCGCUCUCGCGGUGCUGAUCUCCCCGUGGACCCAUCUCAUCUCACCCCUCAACCGAAACACGGCCAGUGACUACCUCGAUGCCAACGCCUUAGAGCUCUACGGCGCGCAAUACCUAGGCGCCGAAUCAGCCAGGAAUGCCCUCAUCUCCCCCGGUCUGACGGAGGGGAGAUGGAAACUCGCCAGCCCGACCAUGGGGUAUUGCAUCGUUUACGGCGCAGAAGAGGUUUUCGCGCCAGCGAUCGGGGAGACGAUGCGGCACAUGAAGAAUGAUGGUGCGACAGUUGAGACUAGAUGCGAGCCCGGCGGGAUCCAUGCUUGGCCGGUGGUUAAUUUGUUUUUGGGCAGUAGUAGGGAAGAGAGGUUGAAGGGUCUGGAUCAGCUUGUGGAGAUGGUAGUUGAGAGGAUGGGAGUGGGAGGAGGCGUGCAAGAACAGGUGAGUGAAACACCGAAACAGAAGAAGAACAUGACGAGGAAGGACGAUGCGGGCGAGGAGGCGUACCUCUCACCGAAGACGACUUGGCCUGAGAAGUGGAAAAACCCGGAGUCAUACACUGGGUAG